Dinoponera quadriceps is the source of this 1800-nucleotide messenger RNA. RefSeq names its product ADP-ribosylation factor-like protein 3. NCBI's taxonomy places the organism in Eukaryota, Metazoa, Arthropoda, Insecta, Hymenoptera, Formicidae. The record is from RefSeq and is a predicted model, not a curated record. Gene Ontology annotation, molecular function: GTPase activity; GTP binding. The transcript is spliced from 5 exons. Bases 86 to 628 code for a protein of 180 amino acids. Gene Ontology annotation, biological process: cilium assembly. Gene Ontology annotation, cellular component: microtubule cytoskeleton; cytoplasm.
AACACGACAUUUUGGGCAGUCGUCGACGUAUUGCAGUAAAUCGUUACCGCGUCUCCGCUCCAGUACCUGAAAUACCAACAAUAAAAUGGGUCUGCUCGCUAUUUUACGAAAGUUGCGGUCGAACCCCGACAAGGAGCUGCGUUUGUUGCUGUUGGGCCUGGACAAUGCCGGCAAGACGACAAUCUUGAAGUCGCUGGCGAGCGAAGAUAUCACGCAGGUCACCCCGACUCAAGGCUUCAACAUAAAGAGCGUUCAAAGCGAAGGCUUCAAGCUGAAUGUCUGGGAUAUCGGCGGGGCGCGAAAGAUUCGGCCUUAUUGGCGAAAUUAUUUUGAGAACACGGACGUGCUGAUUUACGUCGUUGACAGCGCGGACAUCAAGAGACUGGAAGAAACGGGACAAGAGCUGUCGGAGCUUCUGCUGGAGGAAAAAUUACGAGGAGUGCCGUUGUUGGUGUACGCGAACAAGCAGGAUCUGGGACACGCCGUGACGGCGGCCGAGAUAGCGGAGGGACUCGGUUUGCACAAUAUCAAGGAUCGUGAUUGGCAAAUACAGUCUUGCAUCGCCAUCGAGGGCAAGGGUGUAAAGGAAGGUUUGGAGUGGGCGUGUAAAAACAUCAAGAGGAAAUAAGCGCGCCGCGGUGGUCGAGAAACACGAUCGACGUUUACCUCACAUUUAGGACGCACGAAAGGAGCAAAUGUACACCGAUCGUUGUACAUUUCACAUGAAUUUUAUUUAUCUUUUAUCUACUAUUUACAAGGAGCUACUGAGAACACUGUCGUUUGUGAGUUCAGUACGAACAUCUGAAUGCUCAGCGUGGGAUUCUUCAUCUCGCACUCGUACCGAACGUAUCCAGUCGUCGGACUUCCGUCCAUUUUGGAACGAACCGUUCGUCAACAGUCUCGUAAAUUCGCGAAAUUCUAUUUUUUCGCGUGGAAGAAAGGGAAAAAGAGCGAUAGAGAGAGAGAGAGAGAGNAGAGAGAGAGAGAGAGAGAGAGAGAGAGAGAGAGAGAGAUCUGUAAUGGCGAGCGUCGUGUUGCAAAGGAACGUGCCUUCUCGCUGUUUUAAAUAGAUUAGAAAUUUUUAUAGAUUUAUCUAGUAAAAAGUGUAAAAUAAAGUCAAAUGAAACAAGAAAGAGAAUGAGGGAAAGAGAGAGAGAGAGAGAGAAGACACACACAUAUUCAUAGAUAAUAAUUAUUAAUGUAAUAUUUAUACUUAUAAUUAGGGUAGAGACUUGAGCACCACGUCGUUUAUUGCACUCGCGAAAGAGAGAAUCGCGGAGACGCGCUAGAACCCAGCUUGUACGUAGAUGUCUAUGAACUUUUUUUUUAUUUUAAUGACGAAUACUACAUAAGUAAUUAAGAUGAAUCGUGGCUUCAUGAGAUGCAACGGCCAACUAAUUAGCGACGAUUAGAAUCAGCCGUAUCGCAACAUUCCGGCGAUUGUCAUGCUUAGGGACGAUCAGAUUCAAGACCAUUCGUUCUGCGCCCGGAAUGGCGUGCCAUUGAUAAUCGACGCAUUAAGCGUCUUUUGUAGUAUGAAAUCUAGCCUGGGUUUUCCUCUUUCUUUUUUAAUUCGAGUCUUAACUACUCGUGUAGUAUUUAUCUUUCGAAGGGGUUCGUCCGAGACGUUUUGCACAUACACACACACACACACGCACACACGCACACACACACACUUGCUCUCAUCUGAGCGCGUUGCUUCUGAAACGUGGAUUUAUCGAAGCAGCAUGGAAGACCGGAAGAGACGCCCAGAAGACGCCUGAGUCGCGCGUUUGCGAAAUAAAAACUUUUCUACACGUA